AUGACACCACACAGUGGGGUCACCCUACUGAUGUUGGCUGCCACGUGUCUGCUUCUGCCAUUGACGGUUUCAUUCAGCAGCCACGUUGAAGCCACCGCACACGGCGAACAACGAUUCGCGCUCCUGGACUGUCCACCGGAGUGUAUGUGUAACCGUGUUUCGGAGAAAAGUGUCCCGAAACGUGAAACAUCCGACGCCCAACAGCAAAACGAUACGUCAUCGGAUGUUGGGUCUGAUAGUGACGACGCUACUUCAACCGUACACGCCCUGUGUAUGGUGGGACAGGGGGCGAGCUUUGUGAAGAUUGAGGACCUACUGUCGUUGGACACGAGCGUCUUGAAGCUAAUCUACACCUCCCAAACGGAACGCUACCAAUUGAAUGCCUCGAAUCUGGAACGAUUUGCCCAGCUGCGGCAGCUGCACAUCCAAUCGGUUAACCCACAUCUGCUACGUUUCGAUAUCGAUGCCAGCCUGCCUGUUGAACGGCUUCACCUGGAAUCGCUCGAGCUGAUACGGAGCGAGCUACCGAACGUGCUCGAUCGUAUCGUUCCUUCGAUGGCGGAACUGGGCCUUCAGCCGCCGUUGUCCAGUGGCCAGGAGCAGGCAGCCAGCGCGUACGAGAUCGUCGAUCACGAGCAGGAGCUCGUGAACGAUGAGCACGCCAACACCCUGAUUGAAACGUUCGAACUCGAAAUCGUUCCGUACGAGGUGUACAAGCGUGACAUGGCCAGUACCAACAACGUAUCAUUCUACGGAUGGAACAACCUGACCGAACUCUUCAUCCACGAUUGCCGGCUCGACUCGCUUCAUCCUGAUUUCCUGUACGGUCUCGAGCGCCUCCAACGCCUUUCGUUGCAACACAAUACCCUGAAAGUGUUGCCACCGUUCGCGUUCUACGGUGCGCCGAACGUACGGCUCCUGUCGCUCGCCAACAACCGGCUACUAGAGGUCAGCUACUACUCGCUGGCCGGUUUGCUCGAGCUGCAAGUGCUCGAUCUGUCGGCGAACAACAUUUCCAAGGUAUCCGAGCUUACGUUUCCGCCCUUCCCGAAGCUGGCGAAGCUCGAUCUGCGCGAAAAUCCGAUCGAGUACGUAUUCGACAGCUCGUUCGUGAUUGCCAACAUGACGCGCUCGCUGUUCAUCGGUAGCGCGACGGUCGGGCUUCAGGUGGCCACGCCGAAACCCUUCCAGGGGCUCGCUCAGAUGGAGGUCCUCGAGAUCCGCAACCUUCAGUUGGACUCGCUCAAUCAGUACCUCUUCCGUGGGUUGCGUGCCCUACGUACGCUGCGGCUGCUCGACGGCAACAUUUCGUUCGUCGAGUACGACAGCUUUGCCGAGAUGAAGAACCUGACCGAUCUGCAAGCCAUCCGGUGCGCGAUCGGUGCCAUCUCGAUGGAUGCGUUUUUCGGUGUCAAGCGUCUGCGCACGAUCGACUUGUCGUACAAUCUGCUCACCGAGCUGCCGGUCGGACUGUUUGAUGAGCAGCUGCAGCUGGUCGAGUUGUAUCUGCAUGGCAACCAGCUGACGCAGCUUCCGAGCGAGUUCUUCCGCCGGCUCGCCCCAGCGGUCCAGUUAGUGCGGUUAACCGACAAUCCCUGGCUUUGUAGCUGCGCGAUGAGCGACUGGCGUCAGGCGACCACCAACCGCCUGAAGGUGGCCACCGGCGGCGGAGGCGGGCCGCCUGCAUUCAUUUACAGCAACAAGCUGACGCCACGCUGCAGCGACCCGACGCACCAGAUCCACGACCGUAGCGUGUACUACGUCAUUCGCAAGAACCUUCCCUGCAACGUCGACGAGGGCAAGUACGCCAAGAUAGCGUUGCGCAUCAGUGAGCUAAACCGUCGCAAGCAGCUCAUGCUGCUGCAACAGCGAAACGCUGCCAGACACCAUGGAUCGCACGGCACCGCCCCGGUAAACGGUGCACCACCAGCGCCUGCCUUCGUGCCUCCGAUGGCCGGUGAGCGCCACAGAUCGUUGCUGUAUGAGGAGAAACGUCGACGUUUGUUGCAAAAGAAGCUCCAAAAGGGCCACCACCAACGUGGCGAGGCCGAUGACCAUCGGCACCAGCAGUCGCCACCGCAAGGGCAACAGCAGCACCACCGGAUCGUGAGCAACGAGCUCGAGUACUAAGGCUUAUUUGUUUC
This is a messenger RNA of Anopheles cruzii, 2144 nucleotides long. RefSeq names its product toll-like receptor 3. Gene Ontology annotation, molecular function: protein binding. The coding region runs from base 1 to 2130 and encodes 709 amino acids. Lineage: Eukaryota; Metazoa; Arthropoda; Insecta; Diptera; Culicidae. The transcript is spliced from 4 exons. The record is from RefSeq and is a predicted model, not a curated record. Gene Ontology annotation, cellular component: extracellular matrix.